This is a messenger RNA of Penicillium pulvis, 1413 nucleotides long. RefSeq lists its product as uncharacterized. The record is from RefSeq and is a predicted model, not a curated record. Bases 1 to 1413 code for a protein of 470 amino acids. The transcript has a single exon. NCBI's taxonomy places the organism in Eukaryota, Fungi, Ascomycota, Eurotiomycetes, Eurotiales, Aspergillaceae.
AUGACUGAUCCGAAACAGUUCUUCUCGAAUGUCGAGCGCUUGCGCAUGAGGUUAGGCCAGGAAGCCCCUGGGGGCUCCACGUAUGACUAUCAUCAUGGUCGGGCCUAUCGGACAAAUGCUCACGGGCCACCCCUCCACCGUGGGCUUCGUACUGUGACAAGGAGACGAGGUCUAGAGAAACGCUCUGCAUCUCCCAAAAAACUGCGCAAACCUGGUUCCCUCCAAUUGGCCUACCUGGUUGCUCAGGCUGACUCGCAAUGCUUUCACUCUCUUCCCGCUAAGAUCCAACAAAAGCUUUUCUCCCCUGAGGAACGUUGCCGUCUCCGCUGUGCCUAUCGCGACAGCGUGAUUCUGGACGCGGCCGACGAGGCCUUUUAUCGUCGCGACCAGGCUCGUCGUCAAUUAUCAACUGACUCCCUUUCCUCGGGCGCGACGUCCGAAGACCAUCCUGCUUCCGUUUUUUGGGAAUCGGAUUCUGAAUCCGUUGACGAGAACCAACCCUCCAAGAUGGAUGAGACCAUCUAUGACAGCUUCCGAUGGCUGGAUGGAGAUGGAGAUCUGGACUUGUCGCUAGAUGAGUACCAUGCCCACAUUGCCGAUGCGGCUACUCAUCAAGGAAAAGCCUGGCGUCGCCCUUCCUUUCGCCGCUCUUUAUCUUUUUCCACCCACACAUCUUUGAAACCCCGACAAUCUACAUCAGUCCCGCCACGAAGCAUCCCCCAAAGCCAAUCAUUGCCCCCAUUUGCGCCUUUGGUCAGUCGUAACUCAUCCUCCCGCCCGGCAUCUCGUCAUCAAUCCAGCCAGCAUGCCCCCAAAUCCUCCACCUCCAGCAUUGACCCCUCUGCACAAUACUAUCAAGAUCCGGACGCUCGUUUGAAACUGCGUGUGUAUCUGGCAUCCCCUCAGAAGUUUGAUGAAGCGAUUGAAUUCGGUUUCCCAUCCUUGGACCACAACAAAGAAAAUAUGUCCCCAGACCCACCUUCUCCCAUCCCAGUCUCAAUCAAUUCAGAAUGCGCCGGCACUUUCUUCGAGGAGGACGAUGGCACGAUGGUUGGCAGCCCGGGUGGAUCAGUCUUGGAAGCACACGCACCAUCAAUAAACUCCCACCCGCGGGAGAGCCCACGGCCAUCGAUGGAUACGCCGUCGCUGUUGCAAAGACGCCAGUCUUUCUUGCCUGGGUCCAAAUUGGGUCCCCAGCGACUUCCAGGAAACCGGGAGAUGACACUGAAAAUGACGUUGACCCGACCCGAUCUACGGACCGAGUCCCCUACGCCGUCCCAGUCCCCCCAAGAGGAUCCUCUGCAAUUGGCCGCUCUGCCGCCUGCCGACCGCACCCAACACAUCUGGGAGGAUCUGGAUGAUAAUGAAGGCAUGGUCAAGAAAAUGUGGCGCAAAUUGCGCCGCAGACCUUAG